AUGACAAAUACAAUAGAUGCAAUAUCAACACAAGGUAACGAACCCAAUGUUUCAUCAUUUUUAUUAAACGAAAAGAUAGAUCACCCAUCCAUCAUGAUGCAAGAUCAUGCUGAAAAGAGGCCGAAGGUAGACAAAAUGGCGAGCUCAGUGGACUUUCAAGAUACAGACAAAGAAGGCAAACCAACGAUCUACUUGUUUAUCUUUGUCAAUCCACUCUCGGGCGACCAAAAGGGAGGCGACUUGGUGGACUUGCCUAUUCAGCAUUUCAGACUGCGUCGAUUUCCUCAAGCCCAAGUCGAGAUCCACAACAUCUUGAACGAUAAGGAUCGAAAUCUCGGUAUAGAGAACAUUCGAUUGGUUCAAUCGAUGGUAGCCUAUGGUAAAGUACCACCUGUAGCUGAAGAUACGACAAAGAUGGACACUAACGCAGAUGUCGGUCAACUCUCUCGUGCUGCACAAUCGAGGCAAAUUCAUGUUUGGAGCGCAGGUGGAGAUGGCACUGUGAUGAGUGUUUUUGAGUUGCUUGUUUCGCACAAGAUUAAUCUUGACCUGAUCUUUUUUUCAUGUAUACCUUUUGGCACAGGUAACGACUUUAGUCAAGUGCUCGGCUGGGGCCGUACCAUUCCGAAAAAGAAUGUCGUUGGUUACAAGUUACAUGCCCUUGAAGAUUUGAUCGCGGAUCGACUCGAAAAAUCAGAAGCGGCAAGACUAGAUAUAUGGCAGGUCACAAUGACUUCAUACCCUUCUGGCUAUGUGCGUGAAGCAGGGCCCAAGGAACGUCGUGAUGGCCAUGACGUGGCUGAAGUGAAGGCGCGCAAUCAGGAACGAAACGAGAUGGUGCGCAAGAUGAGCAACUAUAUGUCUAUCGGUGUUCAGGGCUACGUCGGUAAUGGAUUUGAGGCACAUCGCGCAGGCAAUCGGUUGGCAAAUAUGUUUGUUUAUGCACAAGAGAGUUCCAAAUGGGUGUUUUGGAGAAGAUUUCCUGAUGUGAAUCAGUUCAUUCAGUCUAUUAAUCAAGGAAACCAAGUCCUCCUGGACUGUCCGUUACCAGAUGAAAAAAAAGACAAGAAAAAAUCAAGUGAUGUACCUGAGAUGGUAAAUUGUCCGAUUGAUUUUGUAGUUCAAAAUAUACCACAUAUAUGGGGACGUGAGGUUGAUCUUUGGGGAGAGGCGCAGUCUGGAUUAGAAUCAGUCGUCAACAGAUCUGGUCCUACAGACCCUGCCAACUGGCUACCUCAGCGAGCCAAUGAUGGUCGUUUAGAAGUCAUGACCAUUGAAAACAUGGUGAGUUAUUUGAAGAAAUUGGCCAAUAUCCGCAACCAUGUAUCUCGUAUUGGUCAAUUUGAAACGCCCUUCGCCAUCCAGUUUAGGCCACCCGAGGUGCAUGAAAGCGAGCUUGCAAAAAUGAAAAAGACCAGUUGGACAAAGAAGGCUCAAGCGAUGAUCAAGGAUAAAGCACGACACAAGUACGAAAAGAGAAAUGUGAUAUGUAUUAUGUGUGAUGGCGAGUUUUAUGAGAUCAAAGACCCCAAGACGAUUGAGUUUAAGCUCUACGAUCAGAUCUGGACGUUGGGUCGUAAUGAAGAGGAAAAACAGGGCCGAUUGGUCAAAGAUGAACUUGAUGCAAAGCAAGAUCAACAGUAG
This is a messenger RNA of Rhizopus microsporus ATCC 52813, 1644 nucleotides long. RefSeq lists its product as uncharacterized. Bases 1 to 1644 code for a protein of 547 amino acids. Gene Ontology annotation, molecular function: ATP-dependent diacylglycerol kinase activity. Lineage: Eukaryota; Fungi; Mucoromycota; Mucoromycetes; Mucorales; Rhizopodaceae. The transcript is spliced from 4 exons. The record is from RefSeq and is a predicted model, not a curated record.